This is a messenger RNA of Phragmites australis (common reed), 3816 nucleotides long. Its product is annotated as pre-mRNA-processing protein 40A-like. Bases 295 to 3309 code for a protein of 1004 amino acids. Gene Ontology annotation, cellular component: U1 snRNP; U2-type prespliceosome. The record is from RefSeq and is a predicted model, not a curated record. Gene Ontology annotation, biological process: mRNA cis splicing, via spliceosome. NCBI's taxonomy places the organism in Eukaryota, Viridiplantae, Streptophyta, Magnoliopsida, Poales, Poaceae. Gene Ontology annotation, molecular function: RNA binding; protein binding. The transcript has 31 exons.
UUCGAUACCAAACAUAUUCACACGUUUAUAAUGUAGAUUAAAGUGUUUAGGACGCUCCAGCGCCUCUUUAACCCCACCCCAGCAGCUGCCUCCUCCGCCUCUGGACUCGCUCUCCAGUUGGGCACCGCCUUGCGCCGACUCAACCCCUUGCCCUAAACCGUACCCGGGCGCUCCCGACCCUCGCCGCCGGCGGUGGAGCGCCGUCCCUCCUCCUCGCUCCGCUGCACGCUGUUGACAGUUGUGAUCUCUGGAGACACUCUUCCCGUUUUUUGUGUCGUUGUUUGAUGUGGUUUGAUGGCGAGUAAUAUGCAGCCUUCUGGGCUGCCUCAGCCUCCCAGGCCUUCCAUGAUGGGUUCUAGUGCUCCACCACAAAAUCUCGGACCACCAAUGCCUAUGCAGUUUAGGCCAGUGGGUCCUCCACAACAACCUCCUCAGUUCAUGCAACCAGCGGCACAGCAGUUUCGACCUGUUGGUCAGCCUAUGCCUGGAGCUAACAUUGGCAUGCCGGGGCAGAUGCAACAUUUUGCGCAACCUGGGCAGCAUUUGCCUCACUCCGAUCAAGUUCCACCCUCAUCCCAAGCGGUUCCUAUGGCAUAUCAGCCAGCUAGACCAAUGUCAUCAGCACCUCUGCAGCUGCAGCAACAAGCUGCAUAUCAUGGUGGCCAUUUGCCCACCAUGGGUGCCCCUAUGCCACCCCCGUCCUACACUUAUCAACCAACAUCAGUUCCUCCUGUAAUGCAACCCUGGGGUACAGCUCCAGGCCAGAGUGUACCUCAUGUGACAGCUCUGGUGCAGCCUGGGCAUCAGCCAGUGUCUGCUCCAGCAACUUUGCCCUCAGUCAACUCGUCUCAGCCUAGCUCUUUGGAUUGGCAAGAGCACACUGCGACCAAUGGAAAAAAGUACUACUUUAAUAAGAAGACAAGGCAAUCAAGUUGGGAGAAACCUGUUGAGUUGAUGACACACUUGGAGAGAGCUGAUGCCUCAACUGAAUGGAAAGAAUUUACUACACCAGAGGGUCGAAAGUAUUAUUACAACAAAGUGACAAAGCAGUCGAAAUGGACUAUUCCUGAUCAGUUAAAGGUUGCUCGUGAAUUGGCAGAAAAGGCAUCAAAUCAACAACCUGACCAAGAAACGGGAACAACUGCUGGUGCUCUUGUUGGAUCUACUUCUGCGGAACCUUCUACUGUACCUGCUAAUCAGUCUUCAUCUGCAGUUGGUAUAAUUGCUUCCAGCUUGCAUGAUGCAUCAGGAAACUCUGUUCCUCCUGAUGCUGGCCCAUCAAAUAAUGUAGACAACACGUCCAGUUCUUCCAAUGUUAGCAUGCAAAACGGUGGUCCAAGUACUGCUGUUGUUCCUGUUACAAGAAGCACUGAAGUUACAUUAGUUGCAACCGAUGCAGGGACUAGCAGAACGUAUAACAUGUCUCUGCCAUUCCGCUUACACAACAAUGAUAAUUCAUCUAUAGUAAGCGCUGCUGACACAGAAGACGGUACAUCUGCUGCAGAUUUAGAGGAGGCCAAAAAGACCAUGCCAGUCGCAGGGAAGAUCAAUGUCAUGCCACUGGAGGAGAAAUCCAGUGAAGAAGAACCUGCAGUCUAUGCCAAUAAGUUGGAUGCAAAAAAUGCAUUCAAAUCCUUGCUUGAGUCGGUAAAUGUCGAGUCUGAUUGGACAUGGGAUCAGGCUAUGAGAGUUAUCAUAAAUGACAAUCGAUAUGGUGCUUUGAAAACUCUUGGAGAGAGAAAGCAAGCUUUUAAUGAGUACUUGAACCAGCGCAAAAAGUUUGAAGCCGAAGAAAAACGUGUCAAACAGAGGAAAGCACGUGAUGAUUUUCUUGCAAUGCUGGAAGAAUGCAAGGAGCUUACAUCAUCGACAAGAUGGAGCAAAGCAAUACUUAUGUUUGAAGAUGCUGAAAGGUUCAAAGCUGUUGAGCGUCCAAGGGAGCGUGAAGAUUUAUUUGAGAACUAUGUUGUGGAACUACAUAAAAAGGAAAAAGCCAAGGCUGCUGAAGAACACAAAAGGCAUGUAGCGGAGUACAGAGCUUUUCUGGAAUCAUGUGACUUCAUCAAGGCAACUACCCAAUGGAGAAAAGUUCAAGAGCGGCUGGAAGAUGAUGAACGCUGUUCCCGACUUGAAAAGAUCGAUCGCUUGGAUAUUUUUCAAGAGUACAUACGUCAUCUGGAGAAAGAAGACGAAGAGCAAAAGCGGAUACAAAAGGAGCAAGCAAGGAAACGAGAGAGAAAAAAUCGUGAUGAGUUUCGUAAAAUGUUGGAAGAACAUGUCGCUGAUGGCACACUUACUGCAAGAACUUGGUGGCGUGAUUACUGUACACAGAUAAAGGAGUCACAUGCUUACUUGGCAGUAGCCUCAAACUCGUCUGGUUCCACGCCAAAAGAGCUCUUUGACGAUGUGAUGGAGGAGCUUGACAAACAGUAUCAAGAUGACAAGGCCCAAAUUAAAGCAGCAGUGAAAUCUGGGAAGAUUCCUAUGAUGACCUCAUGGGCAUUAGAGGAAUUCCAAACUGCUGUUGUGGAGGAUGACACUCUUAAAGGAAUAUCGACAAUCAACAUCAAGCUUAUUUAUGAUGAUCAGAUUGAAAGGUUCAGGGAAAAGGAGCAAAAGGAGGCUAAGAAGCGCCAGCGAUUGGGUGAAAAUUUUUCAGAUCUUCUGUAUUCAAUCAAGGAAAUAUCAGCUUCUUCAACAUGGGAUGAUUCUAAACAACUAUUCGAAGACAGCCAAGAAUUCAGGGCCUUGGACAGCGAGAUUUACGCUAAAGAGCUUUUUGAAGAGUGUGUUGUCCACCUUAAAGAAAGGUUAAAAGAGAAAGAGCGUCUGAGGGAGGAAGAAAAGGCAAAAAGAGAGAAAGAGCGUGAAGAGAAAGAGAGAGAGAAAGAGAAAGAGAAAGAAAGGAAGGAGAAAGAACGCAAAGAAAAAGAAAGAGACCGGGAAAAAGAAAGAGAAAAGGAAAAAGGGAAGGAUCGAUCAAGGAGAGAUGACAUGGAGAUUGAUGGUGCUGAUGUGGACACCCAUGGUUCAAAAGAUAAGAAAAGAGAGAAAGAUAAAGAAAAGAAGCAUAAGAGACGCUACCAUGACACAGAUGAUGUAAGCUCUGAAAGGGAUGAUAAGGGCUACUCUAAGAAGUCUCGGAGGCAUAGCAGUGAUCGCAAGAAAUCUAGGAAGCAUACACAUACUUCAGACUCUGAUAGUGAAAACCGGCACAAAAGACAUAAAAAGGAUCGAGAUAGUUGCCGAAGAAAUGGUGCACAUGAGCUUGAAGAUGGUGAACUUGGAGAAGAUGGGGAGGUUCAUUAGUCUUUCCUUGUGCUACCAAGAUACAUUGAUCUCCAGACUUGUGACACAUCAUGGAUUUGUUGCCAUCUCUUGCCUGUUGGCUUUGCCUUGAAGCUUGGCAGCUGCUGGUCCUUUUGGUCAGACAUGGCAAUAACACCAGCACAAGGUGGUUUGUGAUUGAAGUAACCCAAUUUGUGACAAGUCUGGUACUUAUCCUGCUUUGUGAACGGAUGUACUUUUGGACGACGCUGCUGAUCUUGUCACGAUGAUGUUCUGAGCGUUUGCUUUUGUUGCAAAUAUGUCAGGAUAGUUGAUGUUGGAAGAGUCAGUGUUCAUUGUAGUACGGUUUUCAGGUACCAAUUUAUUCAGGUUAUGCUCUUAAGUCGUAAGGUUUCCUGUUUAUGGAGGUGAUAGCGUUUCAUAAUGCAUUCUUUCAGUGUUGUUGGCUCAUGCCGAUAUGUGGUCUGUACUCUCGAAUUGUACACUAUUACAGCCUUUGGUUAACCUUCCAUUCUUUUCGUCUGAAAA